This is a messenger RNA of Lasiosphaeria miniovina, 1798 nucleotides long. Its product is annotated as general substrate transporter. The record is from RefSeq and is a predicted model, not a curated record. The transcript has 4 exons. Gene Ontology annotation, biological process: carbohydrate transport; transmembrane transport. Gene Ontology annotation, molecular function: carbohydrate:proton symporter activity. Gene Ontology annotation, cellular component: membrane. NCBI's taxonomy places the organism in Eukaryota, Fungi, Ascomycota, Sordariomycetes, Sordariales, Lasiosphaeriaceae. The coding region runs from base 164 to 1798 and encodes 544 amino acids.
CCCAGCGUAUAUGUCCCAAGAAACGGGACAAGUGGUGCUGGACAACGUUUAUAAAGUGAUUCCUGCAUACUAUACGCCCAGCUCCCUGGACCAUGUUCCACGUCUGGAACUCAUCACCCCUCGGGCCCUCGUCUGCAUAGCACGACACGUCUAGAACCACAUCAUGGCCAUCAUCGGCAGCAGAGAGGAGCAUGCCGACCCCCGCCUCACCCGCAUCGCACAGGCCGACAAGGUAAAAUGGUACAAGAAACCGAACUUGCGGUCCUUGUAUUUCAUCCUCAUCCCCUGCGGCCUGGGAGUCGAGUGGACCUCGGGCUUCGACUCGUCCAUGAUGAACAGUCUGCAAGCCGUCAAGGCAUGGACCGACUACUUUGACAACCCCACCGCCAGCCGGCUCGGCCUGCUAAACGCCAUGUACUCGCUCGGGGCACUGAUGGCGAUCCCGUUCGUGCCGACCGUCAGCCAGCACCUCGGGCGGCGGCGCACGAUCCUGCUGGCGUCGGUCAUCAUGUGCCUGGGCGCGGGGCUGCAGGCGGGCGCGCGCAACUCGGACAUGUUCCUGGCGUCGCGCUGGGUGCUGGGGUUCGGGAUCCCGUUCGCCAUCGUCAACGCGUCGUCGCUGCUGGGCGAGCUGUCGUACGCCAACGAGCGCGCCGUCGUCACGUCGCUGUUCAACGCGUCGUGGUUCGUCGGCGCCAUUGUGGCUGCCGGUACCACGUACGGCACCUUCCAGAUGGCCAGCACCUGGGCCUGGCGCCUGCCGAGCCUGCUGCAGCUCGUGCCCAGCUUCUUCCAGCUGGCCUUCAUGCACUGGUGCCCCGAGUCGCCGCGGUGGUUGGUGUCGCGCGACCGCGGCGACGAGGCGCUGGCCAUCCUGCAAAAGUACCACGGCGAGGGCGCCGACGGCGCCGAGUUCGUGCGCCUCGAGUUUGCGCAGAUCCAGUCGACCAUCGCGCAGGAGCAGCAGCUGGCCAGCCGGUUCGUGUGGGCUGAUGUCCUGCGCGACCCGCCGAUGCGCCGCCGCUUCCUGCUGGCCGCCGUCGUCGGCUUCUUCACGCAGUGGUCCGGCAACGGCCUGACGAGCUUCUACAUGAAGAAGAUCCUCGCGCUGGUCGGGAUCAAGGACGACAGGACCGUGCAGCAGGUCAUUCUGAGCAACACGUGCUGGGGGUUUAUCAACGCUGUGCCCAUUGCGCUGAUCGCGCCGCGCUAUCCCCGCCGCCGCAUGUUCCUCAUCUGCACCAUCGGCACGGCUUUUGUGUAUACGGCGUGGACUGUGGCUUCGGCGCGGUGGGCCAUCGAAGGCUCGUCCAAGGCGGCGAUCCCGGUGCUGGUCUUUAUCUAUGUCUACUCGCCCUUCUACAAUAUCGGCUGGAACGCGCUGGCAUACACGUACAUGGUGGAAAUCUUUCCGUUUGCGCAGCGGGCCAAGGGCAUCGCGGUCGAGCAGCUCACGGUGCGCUUCGCCGUCUUCUUCAACACGUACGUCAACCCCAUCGCGCUCGACGCCAUCACGUGGAAGUACUACAUUGUCUACUGCGUUUGGAUCUUGGUCGAGAUUGCUACCGUCUACCUGCUCUUCCCCGAGACGCACAACCGCACCCUCGAGGAACUGAGCUUCAUGUUCGAGGGCAAAGAGGUCCAGGACAGGGUCGACAAGAACGUCGACAAGGUGCUGCACUUGGAGCUGGAUAGCAUCGGGCCGGGUGGUGCGACGCAUCCCGGCACUGAGUUGGAUGAUGCUGGGAAGACCACUGCCGUUGCUUCCGCGCACGUGGAUCAGAGGGUUCGAGUUUGA